UUCUUCCGCACAAUGCACCGAUUCCGUGUGACCCAGCUGAACAUUAUCCUGACCUCAAUCCUUCUGCAACUACUCCCCAACGUCAACUGCGCCAAGGUGACCUGGCCGGCGCUCGAAAUCCAGUCGGACAACUUCUUCGACCCGCUGAUGACGUCCUUCUCCAAGUUUCCCUUCCACGACAUCUACGAAACCCCGUCGGAUUGCCUUCUCUGUGGCCAGAACAGCCACCAGCAACAGUCACGCGUCCCGUCGACCAAAUCCUUCCGCGAGUGGACCAAACAGAUCCAGCAAAGCGUGGACACCAGCACCGAGGAGGGUCGUAGCAGGCUGUGCGAUUUCCUGGCGAUGUUUCCCGUUGGAAGGGGUGGCGAUGAAAAGCUUGGCCCCGGUGGAAGGAGACGGUUCUUGCCGCUCAAGCUGAGAAAGCUGCUCAAGUACUGCAGUGCAAAUCAUUGAGCUUGCUGGAAUA
Culex quinquefasciatus (southern house mosquito) is the source of this 469-nucleotide messenger RNA. RefSeq lists its product as uncharacterized. The transcript is spliced from 2 exons. NCBI's taxonomy places the organism in Eukaryota, Metazoa, Arthropoda, Insecta, Diptera, Culicidae. Bases 13 to 456 code for a protein of 147 amino acids. The record is from RefSeq and is a predicted model, not a curated record.